AUGAAGUGUAAGGAAAAAAAGCUAUAUUGCUCUCGAACUUUACCACCUGAUAUGCUUAACAACUUUCCUGAGAAUGUAAUAGAUAAGAUUCUUAUGUGUUUGCCUUUUCGAGAUGCUGUGAGGACAAAUAUCUUAUCGACAAAAUGGAGAUAUGUAUGGCGUAUACUUCCAGAGUUGAUGCUUUCUCACACAAAUUGGAAACCCGAAGAGGAUUUAACUGACCUUACAAGUAAUUUCAGAAAGAUUAUAGACCACAUUUUGGCCUUUCAUUUUGGACCAGUUACAAAGUUUACCCUCAGCAUUCCAUAUUUCGAUAUAUGUCCUAUUAUUGAUGAUUUGACUCAUUUCCUCUCUAGAAACGGCAUUCAACAUCUUGUUCUUAGACUUCCAAUUAGGGGUAAACCAAACGAAGUGCCUUCUUCAUUAUUCACAUGUUCCCAGUUAAGGCAUCUGACUCUCCAGAAUUGUGUAAUACCUCAUCAACCAGCCUUCAAAAGAUUUGAAAGGUUAAUUAGCCUAGAACUAAGUGAUGUCACAAUUUCGUGCAAGUUGCUUGAACGUUUCAUCUCUCGUUGCUUGUUGGUCGAGCAGUUGGUGCUGCAGAUCUCAGGUGCUUCAAGAAACAUUAUUAAAAUUAGUGCUCCCAUGCUGAGAUCCAAUGACUACACAGGCAAUUUAAGAUGUGUCUGUUUAAAAACUAUCCCUCUUCUGGCAAAGCUUUCACUUUCGCAUAGGGAAUAUUACUUGGGUGCUGGAAAAUGUAAUAUUGCCAAGAUUUUUGAGCCUUUCUCUGCUCUCGAGCACCUCCACCUGAAUGAUAUGUCUUUUGCUGCAGGAGCAGGUGAAGUACCAACGAGGCUUUCCCACGAUCUUUAUUGUGUCAAACAUCUCAGCAUAUUGAGUAUAGAUCUGUCUGAUUCGGAUGAGGUUUCAUGAUCUCUUUGCUUGAUAAGAAGCUUCCCCAAUUUACAAUCUAUGG
This is a messenger RNA of Capsicum annuum, 979 nucleotides long. RefSeq names its product F-box/FBD/LRR-repeat protein At1g13570-like. The coding region runs from base 1 to 936 and encodes 311 amino acids. Lineage: Eukaryota; Viridiplantae; Streptophyta; Magnoliopsida; Solanales; Solanaceae. Gene Ontology annotation, molecular function: protein binding. The record is from RefSeq and is a predicted model, not a curated record. The transcript is spliced from 2 exons.